UCUUUGUAACUUUUAUUACACUUCAUGAAAGAACGAUUAGACUCGUGCAUCAAGGAGUGGAAGGCAUGAAGACGAACAACAACGAUGAACAACGCAAAACGCUGCCGUUUCCUGGAAAAUACAUCCUGAAAUCUACUGUUUUCAUCGUUGCUUCUCUCUUCAUAUCAGCUGCUCUCUUGGGUUUCCUUGGCUAUCUAAACUUUAAUGCUUUCGCAGGUUUCAAACUAAUACCAAAGAGAUUUAAACCUAGGUUCCCUUACCAAUGCGACGUUCAGGAUCAAACACAUCAGAUUCAUUUCUCUCAGAAUCUCACAUCGAGAUUACAUCCCAACCGUUCACAACCAUCGUCUUGUCCUUCUUACUUCCGCUGGAUCCACGAAGACUUACGACCGUGGAAAGCAACAGGAAUAACUAGAGACAUGGUUGAGAAAGCCAGCAAAACAGCGCAUUUUAGACUAGUGAUCCACCGCGGCAAGGCGUACGUUAAGAGAUACAGAAAGUCAAUUCAAACGAGAGAUGAUUUUACUCUGUGGGGAAUCCUACAGUUGUUACGGUGGUACCCGGGGAAAUUGCCUGAUCUCGACCUUAUGUUCGACGCUGACGAUCGUCCUGUCGUCCGAUCUGAUGACUAUACAGGUCAACAAAACAAGGAUCCACCUCCACUGUUUCGUUACUGCUCUGAUGAUGCUAGCUUGGAUAUUGUCUUCCCUGAUUGGUCAUUUUGGGGCUGGGCUGAAGUAAACAUAAAACCAUGGGGGAAGUCGCUAGAGGCAAUACAAGAAGGGAACAAUAUAACGCAAUGGAAGGACCGCGUGGCGUACGCUUAUUGGAGAGGUAAUCCUUAUGUGGACCCUACAAGAGGAGAGCUUCUGAAGUGUAACGUUUCGGAAAAUGAAGAAUGGAACACUCGUCUCUAUGUUCAGGACUGGGAUAAAGAAACGAAAGAAGGGUUCAAGAACUCAAAUCUAGAGAACCAGUGCACCCACAGAUACAAGAUAUAUAUAGAAGGAUGGGCAUGGUCGGUUAGUGAGAAGUAUAUAAUGGCAUGUGAUUCCAUGACAUUAUACGUGAAACCAAGGUUCUACGACUUUUACAUACGAGGAAUGAUGCCACUGCAACACUACUGGCCAAUCAGAGACGACGCCAAGUGUACUUCUCUCAAAUUCGCCGUACAUUGGGGCAAUACCCACGUGGACAAGGCUCGUGAGAUUGGAGAGCUAGGGAGUAGGUUUAUAAGAGAGGAGGUGAACAUGAAGUAUGUGUAUGACUAUAUGUUUCAUUUGCUCAAUGAGUAUGCAAAGCUCUUGAAAUUUAAGGUAAAUGUUCCUUCGGAUGCGGAGGAGAUCACGCCGGAGAGUUUGGGAUGUGCGGCGACAGAAAGGUGGAGAGAUUUCAUGGCGGAGUCUAUGGUGAUGUCUCCAAGUGAAGAGUUUCCUUGUGACAUGGUUCCUCCUUAUGACCGUCUGGCUUUAAAAGAGGUCACUGAGAGAAAAGCUAAUUUAACACGUCAAGUUGAGUUGUGGGAGGACCAAUAUUUUCAUGAUUUGGCCAACAAACCUUAAUUUAUACAAAGGUUUUAAUAUUAGUA
This is a messenger RNA of Brassica oleracea var. oleracea, 1588 nucleotides long. Its product is annotated as O-glucosyltransferase rumi homolog. The transcript is spliced from 5 exons. Bases 66 to 1562 code for a protein of 498 amino acids. The record is from RefSeq and is a predicted model, not a curated record. Lineage: Eukaryota; Viridiplantae; Streptophyta; Magnoliopsida; Brassicales; Brassicaceae.